Messenger RNA from Liolophura sinensis, 1229 nucleotides. RefSeq names its product calcium-binding mitochondrial carrier protein SCaMC-2-like. The record is from RefSeq and is a predicted model, not a curated record. Bases 15 to 1229 code for a protein of 404 amino acids. Lineage: Eukaryota; Metazoa; Mollusca; Polyplacophora; Chitonida; Chitonidae. Gene Ontology annotation, biological process: transmembrane transport. Gene Ontology annotation, molecular function: calcium ion binding. The transcript is spliced from 9 exons.
CACGGUCUUCUAAGAUGGCAGCGACUGAGGUCAACAAGAAGUACAGGGAGCUUUUCGACUCGCUGGAUGUGGACAAAGAUGGCACGGUCAGCAUGGACGAGCUGAUUAAUGCUCUUAAGUUGAAAGGAAUGAAAAGUAGCCGGGCGUAUAUCGAGGCACAGAAACUGUUCAACAGGACCGAUGUGGAUGGUAAUGAUUCCUUAGAUUUCUCAGAGUUUUUGACAUUCAUGCUUGAGCACGAGAAAGAACUUCAAAAGGCGUUUCAAAAUCUGGAUAAAAAUAAAGAUGGCCAGUUAGACUUAGAUGAAAUAAUGCAAGCAUUUACGGAACUAGGAUUUGAAAUGGAACCGGAAGAAGUGAAGGAUUUAAUGAAAAAAUUAGACAAAGACGGAAAUAACACAAUAGACUGGCACGAGUGGAGGGACUUCUUGUUGCUGAACAGCGGGGCCAGUAUUAGGGAUAUUAUGGACUACUGGAGGCACGAGUCCGCCAUAUUCGACUUCGGAACAGAUGCUGUUAUUCCAGACGAUUUCACAGAACAUGAAAUGAAGCAAGGGCUAUGGUGGCGCCAUCUAGUGGCUGGUGGAAUUGCUGGUGCGAUAUCAAGAACGGCAACCCAUCCAUUAGAGCGGUUAAAAGUCUUCAUGCAGGUACAGACUUCGAAUGAAAUGGGAGUUCUGGGCUGUAUUCGUUACAUGGUAAAAGAGGGCGGGAUUCGAUCUCUAUGGAGGGGUAACGGUAUUCUGGUGCUGAAACUGGGGCCAGACACCGCCAUCCGCUUCAUGAUGUACGAACAGUUGAAAAAAAUCGUAAAAGGGGAUUCCAAUCGUGAACUGUCAGUGUUUGAACGAUUCUGCACGGGUGCUUCGGCUGGAGCUAUAGCCCAAACAGCCGUGUACCCUACAGAGGUAUUGAAGACCCGUCUGUGUCUGAGGAAGACGGGUCAAUAUGGCGGUAUCAUUGACUGCACCCGACAGAUUCUGAGGACAGAGGGGGUGCGCAGCUUUACCAGGGGGUACGUCCCCACCGUGCUCAGUAUUAUACCCAAUGCCGGACUGGAUCUUGCUGUAUACGAGACGAUGAAGAACUGGUACCUGACCACCUACAACACACAGGCUCCUGGGGUGGGUGUGUUACUUGGCUGUGGAACGGUCAGCUGUGUCAUCGGUCAGGUGGCCAGCUAUCCUCUACAGCUUAUCAGAACAAGGCUACAGGCUUCAGGUACGUAA